GAUGACGCCUCCAGCUCCUCUGACUCGGAAGAAGCUGAGCAGUUCCGUCCAAUGGACGCCUCGCAAAGACAAAGACUUCAUAAUGCUCAGUUUAAUGUUCUCCUGUCCAAGCGCGCUGUCACAGACUCCUCUAACACGGGAAGACGUACAGCUCCUGAAUUGCCUGACGCCCAGCUUUCAACGGCUCGUUUGUUAGCAAAACACGAUCUCGGAACUGGUGCAUUGGAUCCAAGAGACUAUCAGGUGGAGUUGUUUGAAAGAGCCAAAACACAGAAUACAAUUGCCGUGCUUGAAACUGGUUCUGGAAAGACAUUGAUCGCAGUGCUGUUGCUCAGGCAUAUAAUACAAAAUGAGCUCAACGACCGUGCUCAAGGGAAACCGCAUCGCGUAUCUUUUUUCUUGGUUGAUAGCGUCACCCUCGCGUUCCAGCAAGCAGCAGUGCUGCGUCACAAUCUCGACCAGAGUGUUGGGCAAUUCUUUGGAGCCAUGGGGACCGAUCUCUGGAAUAAGGAAGUGUGGGAUGAGCACUUCAAGUCGAACAUGGUUCUCGUCUGCACCGCCGAGAUCCUACACCAAUGCUUGCUUAACUCAUACAUCAAGAUGAAUCAGGUCAACCUGUUGAUUUUUGAUGAGGCCCACCAUACCAAGAAAGAACAUCCCUAUGCACGGAUUAUACGCGACUCAUAUCUGAAGGAGGAUGCUUCAAAACGGCCAAGAAUUUUCGGAAUGACUGCUUCUCCAGUGGACACCAAAGGCGAUGUAGUGGAUGCUGCAAUGCGACUCGAGACGCUGCUAGAAAGCACUAUUGCUACAACAUCACAGGCCAGCUUACUGCGGCAAUACGUUAGUCGUCCACUGGAAGAAGUAUGGACGUACGAUAGACUAGAACCGCCAGUGGCCACCGUUUUAUACAAAGAACUUCAUCAACGCUUCGGUGAUCUAGAAUGUCUUAAAAGCACCUUUAGAUUUGCCUGGCAGGCGACUUCUGAGUUGGGCAGUUGGUGCUCGGAUAGAGCUUGGGUACGUGCUUUAGCUGACGACGUCUUACCCAGACUAGAAGGCAAAAUCAACAAGUCCAUUGUUCCCAAAAGUUCAGCUAGAGACUCCCAGGACGCACAUGCACAGAUUUUACAAGUCAGAGAGGCCAGCGACUUAAUCAAGAGUCAUGAACUUGGCAGCCCUCACGCUCCUGGAGCGCUAAGCUCUAAAGUGCAGCUACUUCAUGCCGAGCUGGAGAAGCGCUUUUUGGAUCCAGACCAACCGAAAUGUAUUGUCUUUACAGAGAAGCGAUACACCGCGAUGAUGUUAUUCGAGCUCUUUCAAAGUGCAGCAAUUCCCUUUCUCCGACCUGGUCUGCUUGUUGGAGUUCGAUCAGGCGACGUUGCUGGAAUGGGUAUAACCUUGCGCCAGCAAUUCCUUACGUUGAUUAAAUUCCGAGAAGGAGAGAUCAACUGCCUGUUCGCUACAUCCGUAGCCGAAGAAGGCCUGGAUAUCCCAGACUGCAACCUUAUCGUCAGGUUUGAUCUAUACCAAACACUCAUUCAGUAUGUACAGAGCCGUGGUCGUGCCCGCCACCACAAGUCGGCCUAUGCAAUUAUGGUAGAGAAGUGGAAUUCGCAACAUGAAGACCGACUUUCGACCGUUAAAGACGCAGAGAGCAUGAUGCAGCAGUUCUGUGAGGCUCUACCGCAGGAUAGAUUACUGCAUGGAAACGAUGAUCUAGAACAGGUCCUGGAGAAAGAAGCUGGCAAGAGGACUUUUACCAUUCGCGCAUCUGGCGCCAAGUUGACCUAUCAUUCUGCCAUUGCAGUACUUGCUCGCUAUGCCAGCUCGCUGCAGUACGAGAAAGAACAAGAUGCGAAGGUGCACUAUGUGGUUCUUCCUAUGAACAAUGCUUUUGUUUGCGAGGUUAUGCUACCUGAGAAGUCGCCCGUUGCAGGAGUUACUGGAAGUCCAGAAAUACGAAAAUCGACAGCAAUGCAGUCUGCAGCGUUUGAUACAUGCCUUCGUCUACGCAAAGCCGGUUUGCUUGACAAGUAUUUCAAUUCGAUGUUCCGACGUCGUCUACCUGCGAUGAGGAAUGCCAAACUCGCGAUAACUUCCAAGCAGACUAGUCAGUAUGAUAUGAUAGUCAAGCCAUCAUUCUGGAUUGAAAGGCGUGGCGAGCUUCCAAAUAGCCUCUAUGUGACCGUCAUCAUCUUCAAACCAUUGGGUCCGCUGACAAGAGAACACUCAAGUCUCAUAUUGCUGACUAGGAACCCGCUCCCGCAUUUACCAGCUUUUCCCAUCUAUCUCGAUGAGGACAUAGAGACGACAGUGGACUUGGUCACAUUGCGGGAACAGCUCGCAAUCUCAAAGACUGAACUGCAAUAUUUGACAACUUUCUUUCUUCGAGUGUUCAGUGAUGUCUUUCACAAGACUUAUGACCGUCAACCCGAGAUGAUGACGUAUUGGCUUAGUCCAACACAUUUGCAAGACACGCCUGGCCGAGACGCAAGCCCUAGAAGCCUGGUUGACUGGGGGAUCCUCCGCUAUAUGCACCAGCACGAAACCCUUGCAGUUCCAAGACAUACAGAUCCAGAGUAUCUGGUGAAUCGUUUAGUGUUUGAUAACUGGAACGGAGCAUGCAGAUACUUUACUCUUGCGGUUGAGAAAACUCUACGCCCUUCAGAUCCCCCACCCUCCUUCGUGGCACGACGUCGGCAAAUGAGUGAUAUCAUGACCUAUAGCACUAGUCUGUCGAAGAACUCGCGUGCUAAAUUCCUCUCGACCUGCAACUGGAACCAGCCUGUCCUGAGGGCAGAAUUAGUUCGCCUUCGCAGGAACUUGCUAGACAAGAUGACGGACGCAGAAAGAGAAGUGGAAACGAGGUGUUUCAUCUGUGUAGAGCCACUCAGGAUCUCUGCGAUCCCUGCCUCGACAGCUGCAUCAUGUUUGGCUUUUCCUGCCAUUAUCUCCAGGGUCAAUUCGUAUCUAGUAUCCCUUGAAGCUUGCACCAGAUUGGAUCUCACGAUCAAAGUCGAGUUCGCCUUAGAAGCGAUGACCAAGGAUGCAGACAACACAGAGGAUCACCGAGCCCAGCAAAUCCAUGUUCGGAGGGGUAUGGGAAAGAAUUACGAGCGACUCGAAUUUCUAGGCGACUGUUUUCUAAAAAUGGCCACCUCGGUUGCUCUUUUCGCACAGAAACCCGACAACGAUGAGUUUGACUACCAUGUCAGCCGAAUGUGUCUUGUUUGCAACAGGAAUCUGUUCAACACGGCGUUAAAGAAGGAGCUUUACAAGUAUAUACGGACUCAAGGGUUCUCCCGGCAUACCUGGUAUCCGGACGAAUUGAACCUCCUGCGGGGAAAGGAUCAUAGCAAGCAGAUGAGUUCCGAGAGUAAACAUGGCCUCGGCGAGAAAACCAUUGCAGAUGUCUGUGAGGCAUUGAUUGGGGCAUCUCUUCUCACUGGAGGGCCUGAUCAUCGAUUCGACAUGGCGGUCAAAGCAGUGACUGCUCUCGUAGACGAUGCAAGCCACAGAGUCACUUGUUGGAGGGAAUACCAGAAACUGUACACCAUGCCGCAAUUUCAAGUUCAGGAUGCUGAUGGCUUUGAGCUGAACUUAGCCCGACAGGUGGAGGGCAAGCUUGGUUAUCAUUUCAUAUAUCCCCGACUGUUGCGGUCUGCCUUCACUCACCCUUCGCUUCCCUCUGCUUGGGCCAAGGUUCCUUGCUACCAACGUCUGGAGUUCCUUGGGGAUGCUUUGCUUGACAUGGUCUGUGUCGAAGACAUAUUCCACCGAUUUCCUGAUAAAGAUCCUCAGUGGCUUACGGAGCACAAGAUGGCAAUGGUGUCCAACAAGUUCCUUGGUGCGUUGGCGGUCAAGUUGGGUCUGCAUACACAUCUGAAACACUUCAGCAACCCUCUGCAAUCGCAGAUAACUCUAUAUGCGGAGGCAAUGCAGAUCGCGGAAAGCGACAGCAACGGCGCCGUGGAUUACUGGGUCGAUGCCAAUGACCCUCCCAAGUGCUUGCCGGAUAUGGUGGAGGCUUACUUAGGGGCCGUUUUCGUGGACUCCACCUUCAACUUCGAGGUGGUUGAACUGUUCUUCCGUCGCUUCAUCAAGCCCUACUUCGAGGAUAUGACCAUCUACGACACGUUUGCGAAUAAGCAUCCAACUACCUUCCUCCACAAUCGGCUAGGAAUCGAGUAUGGUUGCUUAGAUUACUGCCUCAAAGCUGGGGAGAUGCCCACUGCCGACGGAUCUCAAGGAGAUGUGCUAGCCGCGGUGUUCGUGCAUGGCGCCGUCAUUGCCGAAGGAGUCUCCUCGUCCAGCCGCUACGCCAAAGUCAAAGCUAGUGAAAAAGCACUGGUGGCUCUAGUGGGACUAAGCCGGGAGGAAUUUCGCCAGAAAUAUGGUUGCGACUGUCGGAAGGUGAGCGACAAGGCGGAUCAAGAGAUUGGGACGGCGGUGUGAGGAUGAAAGUGAAUGCUAUGGCAUCGGAUGUAGAUAUUUG
Messenger RNA from Aspergillus saccharolyticus JOP 1030-1, 4498 nucleotides. RefSeq names its product putative RNA helicase/RNAse III. The record is from RefSeq and is a predicted model, not a curated record. Gene Ontology annotation, biological process: siRNA processing. Gene Ontology annotation, cellular component: cytoplasm; RISC complex; nucleus. The coding region runs from base 52 to 4458 and encodes 1468 amino acids. Lineage: Eukaryota; Fungi; Ascomycota; Eurotiomycetes; Eurotiales; Aspergillaceae. Gene Ontology annotation, molecular function: ATP binding; ribonuclease III activity; RNA binding. The transcript is spliced from 11 exons.